Aspergillus ochraceoroseus IBT 24754 is the source of this 360-nucleotide messenger RNA. RefSeq lists its product as uncharacterized. The transcript has 3 exons. NCBI's taxonomy places the organism in Eukaryota, Fungi, Ascomycota, Eurotiomycetes, Eurotiales, Aspergillaceae. The record is from RefSeq and is a predicted model, not a curated record. The coding region runs from base 23 to 337 and encodes 104 amino acids.
UUUCAUUGAACUUCAAAUCAAAAUGAAGCUUCAUCUUGCCCUUUUCUCUUUGGUCCUCUCUGCAGUUACUGUGGUUGCAAUGCCCAAAGACAUUGCCGAAACCCUCGCCCUCCGCGACGCUGUCGAUGAGGUCGAUGACUUGGCGCCUGUGACUGAUGGACUUGAUCAGAGCAAAGUCGAGGACGACACCGAUGACUUCGAACUCUCCAAGAAGAAGAAGAAGAAGAAGAAGAAGAACCCCUGCAAGAGAGGCUGCUACACGAGCUGGGACUGCUGCCACAAUGAUAUGUGCUACCUUGGGAUUUGCAUGGGACCGCAGAAGCCUCCCCGUGUUUGAAGUGGGGGUUAAUUGAUAUGUGC